AUGUCGUUGGUGGAUCCGCAAUGGGAAACGAUUGAUCCAUGCCCGGACAUACACGCCCUUUUCGUGCAGUACAAUGAGACCUUCUUUGAUGGCAAAAUAAUUGGCUGUGAAGUGAAAUGGAGUCCUCGGAUGACUUCAUCGGCAGGAGUCUGUGUAUAUGAGGGAAGAGGUGGGCUUUGCUCGGUUCGGCUCAGUAAGCCACUUCUGACUUUGCGGCCGCGGAAAGAUCUUGUGGAGACACUGCUGCAUGAAAUGAUCCAUGCAUAUCUGUUCAUCACGGACAGGAACAGGGAUCACGAUGGGCAUGGACCGAAGUUCCACUAUCACAUGCGCCGUAUCAAUGCUAAAGCGGGUACUAAUAUCACUGUGCGACACAAUUUUGUUGACGAAGUGAAGUACUAUCAGAGGCACUGGUGGCGCUGUAACGGCAUUUGUCGGAGUUCCCCACCGUUCUACGGCUGGGUAAAACGUUCUAUGAAUCGAGCACCGAGUGAAAAUGACUUUUGGUUCGAAGAUCAUCAAAAAACUUGUGGAGGUAUUGAUUCUGCUACUUUUUUCGUAAAAUAUCCAUAUGUCCCAUAUGCAGGUAGUAUCUAA
This is a messenger RNA of Gongylonema pulchrum, 597 nucleotides long. Lineage: Eukaryota; Metazoa; Nematoda; Chromadorea; Rhabditida; Gongylonematidae. The record is from the annotation of a GenBank genome assembly.